GCCGACUCUUCCACUCGCCCCCUGGCUCUCCCACCCCUCCCACAUCCAGUUUGGCGGGCCACAAGUGUGUCGACGUCAGGAUUUAUCUCACACAAACCUGCAUCCGACGCCUACUCGACCACCCUCCCCCACUGCGACUUGACUCGACAGCCAGAGCCAGAGACCAGGGCACACGCGAAGUACUCCGACGCACGCCGCUUUCUUCCCGACAUACAGCACCAUCCCGCAGCGAAGACUCAGUCAGCCAACUUCCCCAUCCCAUCCAUCCCGCCCGUAUCGCGCCUGCGCUGCAAGCCUGCACCUCUACGCCGAUCACUCAUCCGAGUCCACCCCAAGGCGCUUCCGCGAUCGAAAUACCGCGCGCAGGAUCGAGACUGCCUCUUCACCCCGCCAAACACCAUAAAUCACCCACGAUAACGACCCUUCUGUUGCCGUCACCCCUCGGUUCCCUGAGCGACGCUUCUACAUACACACUGACGAGCCUACAAACAACGGAAUCCCCAGUUUGAGUGCCCCUCUCGCCUCGCUGCGGCUCCUCAUUUCUCUUCCCCGUGCGAAACCGUCUUGCAGCGCAAGCUUGGACGUCUUGCCCUAGGAUCGACCCGGCUCGGGCACGGAUGACAGCAUAAACCCCAGCAACCUAGAGGGAUAUCAUACCGGAGAAUAGGGGUCCCCAACCGAAGCGCUUGCUUUUUUACCCUUUCGUCGGCGGAACCUCCCCGUCACGUCUUACGUCAAAACACGGCAAUCUCCUCACUCUUCUGCAACGACACACGCACGACCGGGUGCGGCUUCGAUCUGCAUACUACGAAUACAACCACAGUACGGCAAAGGCGACCGAUGACAUCGCGGUUCGACACAUCCACGAUGCCUUCUCAACGACCUUUCUUCCUCUCCACCUUCUUCAACUCCUUUAGACAACAGUCUCCUUCGGCGACGGUGCUGUCAUCGCAGCAACCGAAUAAGCAUACCACGCAGACAUCAUCGUCAUCGUACGCCACACAAUCCGCCGCUUCAGCGCCACGAGCCAUCUCCUCGAAUACAUCAACAAAUAGCGGCGGAAACAACGCUAACGCCAACUCGACGACCCGUUCGACAUCGGGAGUCGUGAACCAAUACCCACUUCACUCCCCGCGGGGUGGCAUCCCCAUUCCCGGUAGCGCCAACCGACGGCGCGGAAGCGACAGCAGCAGUGAAGGAUUCCGCGAUGUAUUAGGUGCCGAUAAAUGGUACAUCGGAGGGCGGACUGCCGGCGGCGAGGAAAAGUUCUUCAAGCUGGGCGUAGUCAGGAGGGUGCGCAGUAACGACGGCCUGAGUCUGGAUCGACUGAGUUUAUAGAAGUGAAGGAUGGCGGCGACGGCGAUGAUGAUGACGACGACGACGGAUGACGGCGACACGGGUGAUCGUAAGAAUGAUCAGACACGACGAAGGCUUUUAAACAUGAAAUGGGUAUAUAGGCGGAACUUGGGAAAUCGGCAUCAUCAAUGAGCCCCCUUUAACGAUACAUCGAUGGGAACAUAUCGGACAAAUCCUCAGAAUCAUGAGGCCACUGGCGUUUUGGAAGGAUUAUGACUUUUCUUUUUUGAAUCAAAUAGCAACCUGAAAAAGGCUAAGAGCAC
Molecule: messenger RNA, 1619 nt
Organism: Colletotrichum scovillei
Lineage: Eukaryota; Fungi; Ascomycota; Sordariomycetes; Glomerellales; Glomerellaceae
Exons: 1
Coding region: 841-1338 (165 amino acids)
Source: RefSeq, a predicted model, not a curated record